Molecule: messenger RNA, 969 nt
Organism: Sphaerodactylus townsendi
Lineage: Eukaryota; Metazoa; Chordata; Lepidosauria; Squamata; Sphaerodactylidae
Product: olfactory receptor 10Q1-like
Exons: 1
Coding region: 1-969 (322 amino acids)
Biological process (GO): G protein-coupled receptor signaling pathway
Cellular component (GO): membrane
Molecular function (GO): olfactory receptor activity; G protein-coupled receptor activity
Source: RefSeq, a predicted model, not a curated record
AUGCGUCUGGCAUAUGCACAAGAGGCCAACCAAUCCAUUGCCUCCGAAUUCAUCUUCAAGGCAUUCUCCACCAUUCCUGAGAUACAACAUCUUCUCUUCACAUUCUUCCUUCUGCUCUAUCUCUCCAUUAUCUUUGGUAACGUGGCCAUCAUUUGGGUAGUCUCCACUAACCAGUCCCUCCACACCCCCAUGUAUUUUUUCUUGGGCAACCUCUCUUUUCUAGAGAUCUGUUAUACCACUGUGGUAGUGCCUCAAUUGCUCACCAGUGUUUUAGAUGUCCACAGAACAAUCCCCAUUAUAAAUUGUGCCCUCCAGAUGUUUUUCUUUACCUCACUGGGUAGCACUGAUUGCUUCAUGUUGGCUGUCAUGGCAUAUGAUCGUUAUGUGGCUAUCUGUCAUCCGCUCCAUUACACUCUGAUAAUGACUUGGAAGAUGUGUGCAAGAUUGGUUGCUGGCUGCCUAGUGCUGUCCCUUGUACUAUGCCUGGAGCUUACUCUUAUGGUUUUUACCUUGCCAUUUUGUGGUUACCAGCCUCAAAUCAACCAUUUCCUCUGUGAUGUGCCUCCUGUGUUGCGACUGGCAUGUGCUAACACUCAUCUCCACCAGACUAUGCUAUAUACUGUUGGAAUUAUGGUUCUGGCUAUUCCCUUCCUUCUGAUAUGCAUAUCCUACAUUUAUAUUGUUGCUGCCAUCUUGAAGAUCCAUACCACAUCUGGUCGGUAUCAGGCCUUCUCCACCUGUUCCUCCCACUUGACGGUGGUUAUCCUGCAGUAUGGCUGCUGCAGUCUUGUCUACUUACGUCCCAGGUCAAGUUCUUCAGAGGACGAUGACCGAAAAAUUGCUAUUAUAUACACUUUUGUUACUCCACUACUAAACCCCCUCAUCUAUAGCCUGAGGAACAAGGAUAUCAAACAGGCUCUGAAGAAUGUUGUGAAGAAGACAGUGACUCUUAGGCACAUGAACAUCUGA